Messenger RNA from Pseudophryne corroboree (corroboree frog), 630 nucleotides. RefSeq names its product thioredoxin like 4B (gene TXNL4B). Gene Ontology annotation, biological process: mRNA splicing, via spliceosome. The transcript has 4 exons. The record is from RefSeq and is a predicted model, not a curated record. Lineage: Eukaryota; Metazoa; Chordata; Amphibia; Anura; Myobatrachidae. Gene Ontology annotation, cellular component: spliceosomal complex; U5 snRNP; U4/U6 x U5 tri-snRNP complex. Bases 116 to 565 code for a protein of 149 amino acids.
UCCGGUACAGCAGCCUAUAGCGUCCUGCCUGCCCCGGGUCCCUGUAUCUAUGUGGCCGCAGUGAUAAGAAGCUCCGGGCUAAACAGGGAAAUUAUCUCCUGAAGCUCAACAGACCAUGAGUUUUCUGUUGCCAAAACUGAGUAGUAAAAGUGCUGUGGAUCAAGCAAUAAAGACUACAGCUGAGCUGGUCUUGGUUCUCCGGUUUGGAAGAGAUGAUGACUUUGUUUGUCUUCAGCUUGAUGAUAUACUUGCAAAGACAUCACAUGAUCUAAGUAAAAUGGCUACCAUUUAUCUUGUUGAUGUGGAUAAAGUGCCCGUCUACCGCCAAUACUUUGAUAUCAGUUAUAUCCCAUCUACUGUGUUUUUCUUUAAUGGACAGCAUAUGAAAGUGGAUUAUGGGUCUCCAGACCAUACAAAGUUUGUUGGAAGUUUCAAGACCAAGCAGGAUUUUAUCGACCUUAUUGAAGUAAUUUACAGGGGAGCAAUGCGUGGAAAACUUAUUGUACAUAGUCCAAUCGACCCUAAAAAUAUUCCUAAAUAUGACCUCUUGUACCAAGGAGUUUAGGAGAUGUGAAAGUUUGGUCACAAACAGUACAGAUUUAGCAUAACAUAAACAACAGUAUGUCUCAA